Molecule: messenger RNA, 453 nt
Organism: Paramecium tetraurelia
Lineage: Eukaryota; Ciliophora; Oligohymenophorea; Peniculida; Parameciidae
Exons: 2
Source: RefSeq, a predicted model, not a curated record
AUGAACAUAAUUCGUUGUCUCAAUGAAAAUGAAUAUUCAAAUAAUGCUAGUUCUGAAGUUGAGAAAUCGUAAGAAAAGAAGGAACUUAGACCUCGAAAUAAUUUAGGGCCUGGUGUUUUUUAAGAAUAUAAACGAACUUACGUUAAGGUACCGUCUAAUGCAAAGGAAUAGCUUGCUUAGUUGGUAUUCAUGGAAGGGUUUAAAAUCAAAGAUGCUGCUAAAAAAUUGGGCAUCAAAUACGCCACGGCUAAGACCAUAAUAUUCCAUAUGCGCAAAGAAAACGUGAAAAAGAUGAAGAUAAAGUCCAAAAACUGCAAAUAUACCUCAAUAUCGGAAAAUAGAAUCCUAAAAUACAAAAUUAUUUCCACUCUUUCAAGUAGGGUUGUAUCUUCAAAGGAAUUUAAGGUUUUUUUUUAACAAAAUGAUUAAUAUCAAGGAUUGAAAACUGUAUGA